ACGCGCAGCUCCCGCCCAUUUCAUCCAGCUCCAAGGAAGGAAGGAGGAACUGCUCGAGCCGCAUGUGUCUGCAAAACCGUGCUGCUAUGUGACUCCCUGGGAUUAUUUAGCUGGUUUUGCGGUCGGUGGGAAGCAAGGUUGGAAAGUUUGUGAUCACAGCCGGUAUUUUGGGGGGUGCGGGGCGCAUUGGGAAGGUGGUGCAAGUGGUUUCGGAAGUGGAGCGUGGCAGCGAAAAGGAAAAAGGGGGGCUUUUCUUUCCCGUGUGAUACCAGAUAGCUUUCGCUUGCUUUGCCACGACGGGACUGACGUAGAAUAUGGCGGAGCAUCACCCGGUUGCCGACAACAAACACAAAUCCUCGCUCAACUCCGGAGCGUCGUACUCGGGGAACGGGCGCAGCAGUACGGCGGUGGCGGAGAGAGGCAGUAACGCCGGGGCUGGAGGAGGAGGCGGAGGAGGAGGUCUGUCCGGCGGCCUGUCGCAGCCGGCUGGGUGGCAGUCCUUGCUGUCUUUUACCAUCCUGUUCCUGGCCUGGCUCGCCGGUUUCAGCUCCAGGCUCUUCGCUGUCAUUCGCUUCGAGAGCAUCAUUCACGAGUUUGACCCCUGGUUCAACUACAGGUCGACUCACCAUCUCACCACCAAUGGCUUCUAUGAGUUCCUCAACUGGUUUGAUGAAAGAGCCUGGUACCCUCUGGGUAGGAUAGUAGGGGGCACGGUGUACCCCGGGCUGAUGGUCACGGCGGGUCUCAUCCACUAUGUGCUCAACUUUCUGCACAUCACUGUCCACAUCCGAGACGUGUGCGUCUUCCUCGCCCCGGUGUUCAGCGGUCUGACCUCCAUCUCCACCUUUCUGCUGACGAGGGAGCUGUGGAACCAGGGGGCGGGGCUGCUGGCGGCCUGCUUCAUUGCCAUUGUCCCCGGCUACAUCUCCCGCUCUGUGGCCGGCUCCUUCGACAAUGAAGGCAUCGCCAUCUUUGCCCUGCAGUUCACCUACUACCUCUGGGUGAAGUCGGUGAAGACGGGAUCCGUCUUCUGGGCCAUUGGAUGCUGCCUCUCCUAUUUCUACAUGGUGUCAGCUUGGGGCGGUUAUGUGUUCAUCAUCAACCUUAUUCCUCUUCACGUAUUCGUCCUGCUUCUCAUGCAGCGCUUCAGUAGGAGAGUCUAUAUAGCCUACAGCACCUUCUACAUCAUCGGCCUGGUCUUGUCCAUGCAGAUCCCCUUUGUGGGCUUUCAGCCAAUCAGGACCAGUGAACACAUGGCCGCAGCAGGUGUGUUUGUACUGCUGCAGGUCUAUGCCUUCCUGCAGUACCUGAAGGACCGACUGACCAGGCAGGAGUUCCAGACUCUCUUCUUCCUGGGCGUCUCUCUGGCUGCUGGCGUGGUUUUCCUCUCAGUCAUCUAUCUCACAUACACAGGCUACAUUGCUCCAUGGAGUGGGCGCUUCUACUCCCUCUGGGAUACUGGCUAUGCUAAGAUCCACAUUCCCAUUAUAGCAUCAGUAUCAGAGCACCAGCCCACCACCUGGGUGUCCUUCUUCUUUGACCUUCACAUCCUCGUCUGCACCUUCCCAGCAGGCCUCUGGUUCUGCAUUAAGAACAUCAACGAUGAACGUGUCUUUGUGGCCUUGUAUGCCAUCAGCGCCGUGUAUUUUGCCGGCGUAAUGGUGCGUUUGAUGCUGACUCUGACUCCGGUGGUGUGCAUGCUGUCGGCGGUGGCCUUCUCCAGCGUCUUUGAACACUACCUGGGAGACGACAUGAAGAGGCAGAGCCCGCCUGCAGAGGACAGCAGUGAUGAGGACGACAGGAAGAACGCCGGAAACCUCUAUGAUAAGGCUGGUAAAGUGCGUAAACAUGUAUCAGAGCAGGAGAAGGCAGAGGAGGGCCUGGGCCCCAACAUCAAGUCCAUCGUCACCAUGCUGAUGCUGAUGCUGCUCAUGAUGUUCGCUGUCCACUGCACCUGGGUCACCAGCAACGCCUACUCCAGCCCCAGUGUGGUUCUAGCAUCAUACAACCACGAUGGCUCCCGUAACAUCCUGGAUGACUUCAGGGAGGCAUACUAUUGGCUGAGGCAGAACACAGACGAGCAUGCCAGAGUGAUGUCCUGGUGGGACUACGGCUAUCAGAUAGCAGGCAUGGCUAACAGAACCACGCUGGUCGACAACAACACGUGGAACAACAGUCAUAUAGCACUGGUGGGCAAAGCCAUGUCGUCCAAUGAGAGCGCAGCAUAUGAAAUCAUGAGGUCACUGGACGUCGACUACGUCCUGAUCAUCUUUGGAGGGGUGAUUGGCUACUCGGGCGACGACAUCAACAAGUUCCUGUGGAUGGUGCGCAUCGCAGAGGGGGAGCACCCCAGAGACAUCAGGGAAAGUGACUACUUCACCCCACAGGGAGAGUUCAGAGUGGACAAAGCCGGCUCCCCAACCCUCCUCAACUGCCUUAUGUACAAAAUGUCUUACUACCGCUUUGGAGAAAUGCAGCUGGACUUCCGGACGCCACCAGGUUUCGACCGAACACGCAACGCUGAGAUCGGCAACAAGGACAUAAAGCUGAAGCACCUGGAGGAGGCGUUCACGUCAGAGCACUGGUUGGUCAGGAUUUAUAAGGUGAAAAAGCUGGAGAACAGAGACCGGGUAGAGCACAAACUGCGAGGCACUGACACCACCAAGCAGAAGUACACCUCCAAAAAGACAGCCAAGAGGAAGCGCGGAUACAUCAAGAACAAGCUUAGCCUCAAGAAGGGCAAGAAACUGACCAAGAAAUCUUUAUAGGAAGUUCACCACCAACAGAACACCACUGUGGACGGGAGACAAGAAAAAUCUUAAACACAAAACUUUCAACAAAAACAAGCAGCAACAGUAAAUCCACCAAUUGAGACGAGUAAGGAACAGCAGAGGUUCUCCAGACCCCGUCAUCCCGCGCGUCCUCACCUGGAGGUCCAGGCUGGAAAUGUUACCAUCACCUAACAGAAUGUGUCGAACCCCAGCUGACCUUUGACCCCGAUAACGGGGGUCAAAGAGGCCGAGAAAGGGAGAUGUUGGCUUGUCCGAGAUCCUCCCCACACUGGUUUUAACCUGAGGAACUGUGACCUUUGACCCGCUUUUCUUUUUGUACUUGAAUGUGAUGGGAGACAGAGAGAGCGAGAGAGAUUAGCUGUCCUGAGUGAGGGACUCAGUCUGGAAGCAUCGCAUCAUUCAGAUAGAAAUACCAACUGUGUAGAGGAGCCUUCAGAAAACAGACCACUGCUCUGCCGUGUCCUCAAGUCAGCGCCCAAACCCGACACCCGCUCAAAUUCAGGCAAAGAGCGAUUUUAGGAUGACACAACUCCUUUAUGGGGUUUGUUAAAUCCUUCAUAGAUAUUCAAUUCAAUGGGAAAGAAGAGAAAUCUGAAUAUUUUUUUGAGUUUUAUGCAGCAGCUUUUGUGCUCAGAUGCUUUUGGAAAUCCACUGGAACAUACUUGUCUUUUAAUUGUUCCAUUUGCUUUAAUUCUCCCGAUAACACACAGGAGCACGCAUGUACACACACGCGCCAACUAGGAAAAGCCAUUGCUCUUCAUACAACCUCAGUGGACUGCAACCAACUAUUAUUUUCACCAGCCAGAUAUUUAAGUUUAUUAAAUGUUGAAAAAGAUUGAAAAAUCGCAAUUUUACAGAGCCCAAAGUGACGCACAAGAUUUUCUUUUUGUCCAACCAGCAGUCCAAAGAUUCUUCAUUUACUAUUAUAAAUGACAAAGAAAAGUAGCAAAUGUUUCACAUAUUUGCUUGAAAAAUAACUGAAACUAUUAAUCCAUUAUUAAAAUAGUUAAAAUAAUUUUCUUUUGAUUGACUAAUAGGUUAAUUGAUCAAUUGUUGCAGCUCUACAACCUCAUAGUGCUGCAUGCACAGUACAGGCUACUCAAAGGAUACUUUCCUAUUAUCACAACCUUUUUCAUAGUUUCUAUCAGUAAAAAUUACAUUUUACUCACCAGGUUAAUUGCUGAGACUUCAGAACUCAGCUGCAUCAGUAAAAAAGAAGUCAGACUGACCAAGAAACAUCAGAAGUCUCACAGUCAGACUCAUUUUAAAGAAGUCUUCAGAGAAAACCAAUGAAACAGUUAAAUUAUUACCCCAGUUGCUAACAUCAGUCCCAGUUUACCUUCUUGCUUCCUGGUUCAUCUUUAAUCUACUGUACUUGCGUCGUGUGCUCACGUUUCCUCUGCACUCAAAGUGAUGAAGAGGUACUCCAGUAAUUUCAUCCUGCACUUCCAUGUAGUGUGUGUAACAAAAUACACAUUAAAAAAAGGAAUUGUCCAAAUCUGAGCAGCACAUGGUGAGAUAUUUUGAUUUUUUAAUUUAGUUAAGCUCCGGAAACACUGGAUCCUACAUUUCCUAUAAUGCUGCAUAAACCAGAUCAUGUCUUUCUCCUGAUCCUCCACCCCUCCUGAAUACUCACGUCUUCAAAGCUGCAGUGUGGAGGGUUUAGUGGCAUUUAGCGGUGAGGUUGCAGAACUGAAAUGGCCCUAUGUGGAGCCAGUGUUAGGUUUGUCCCUUCUGGGCUGCUGUAGAAACAACAUGGCAGACUCUGGAAAAGGACCCACUCUGUAUGUAGGUAUAAAUAGCUCAUUUUAAGUAACGAAAACACAAUAAUUAUUAUUUCCAGGUGAUUAUACACUAAUGAAAACUAAAAUACUAUAUACCAUUUCUGCCAAUAGGUGCCCCUAAAUUCCACACACUGGACCUUUAAAAAAAAACAAAACCUUUAAAAAGCCCUUAUUUUCAUUCUGUCACACAACCAGUGGCAUAAAGAGGCUUUCCUUCAGCACAUGUGAUCUGUUAUGAUCUGACACAUUUUCAUUCCUUCUGCGAAACAAACGUUCCCUAUAAUUUACUCCUCUUUUUUCUUGUUUCUUGAAGAUUUUCCAAGAAGCAAAAGCCAUCCUACUUGAGUCGUGAGGUUUUUAAAUCAGGAAAACGCCAACUUGAGCAAAGCCAGGUGGAGAGGACAGCAUUGGCCUUAGAGAAAUAAAAGCUGGUUUUCCCAGAGCUCAGUGAGUCAGUGAGUGUAUUUAUUCCGUGGACGGAGGCUGCGAUGACGAAAGCAAAGGGCAGUGUCCUAUCACGAAUGCAAUGAUUUAGUUUGGUUUUUGAUUUUUAAGUCAAGGUUUCUUCCAUCAAUUGUAAUGAUCUGGAUGCAGGUGUGAGAAUGAAACAUGCCUUUUUGAAUAAAGAGGUUGAAAUAA
Messenger RNA from Plectropomus leopardus (leopard coralgrouper), 5215 nucleotides. Its product is annotated as dolichyl-diphosphooligosaccharide--protein glycosyltransferase subunit STT3B-like. NCBI's taxonomy places the organism in Eukaryota, Metazoa, Chordata, Actinopteri, Perciformes, Serranidae. Gene Ontology annotation, biological process: post-translational protein modification. The record is from RefSeq and is a predicted model, not a curated record. Gene Ontology annotation, cellular component: membrane. Gene Ontology annotation, molecular function: dolichyl-diphosphooligosaccharide-protein glycotransferase activity.